Molecule: messenger RNA, 1113 nt
Organism: Lotus japonicus
Lineage: Eukaryota; Viridiplantae; Streptophyta; Magnoliopsida; Fabales; Fabaceae
Product: protein SRG1-like
Exons: 4
Coding region: 13-1110 (365 amino acids)
Source: RefSeq, a predicted model, not a curated record
GCUUUACCAAUUAUGACAUCAAAGCAAGUUAGUACUGUCUUUGGGACCACUCAUUCUGUUCUUGGCGUCAUGGAAAUGGCCAAGACAUGCACACCAGAAAUGGGAAUACCAGAAAUGUAUAUUCGUCCAGAACAUGAACCUCCAAUUCAAUUAGAUGAAACCAAUACUCCUUUGCCAACCAUUCCAGUUUUUGAUUUGCAAAGCUUGCUGUGUGGAACUGCCAGCACUGAACUUGAGAAGUUGUACAUAGCAUGCAAAGAUUGGGGUUUCUUUCAGGUAGUGAACCAUGGUGUUAGCUCACAACUAUUAGAGAAGCUGAAACUUGAGACUGAGAAAUUUUUCAACCUCCCCAUUGAGGAGAAAAGAAAAUACCAAAUCAGACCAGGAGAUGUUCAAGGUUAUGGACAUGCCAUCAGAUGUAAAGAUCAAAAGCUUGACUGGGGGGACAGAUUCUACAUGGUAAUCAACCCUGUCAAGAGAAGAAAGCCAUAUCUUUUUCCAGAGCUCCCUUCACCACUAAGGGAUACCCUGGAGUCAUACUUCUCAGAAUUGAGGAAACUUGGCAUGACACUUCUUGGACUAUUAGGAAAAGCCAUUAGCAUGGAUAUGAAAGAAGUGGAGAAUCUCUUUGAAGAUGGGAUGCAAUCUGUGAGGAUGACAUACUAUCCACCAUGUCCGCGGUCAGAGCAAGUUGUAGGCCUCACACCCCACUCUGAUGCCACUGGCAUAACCAUUCUUAACCAGGUUAAUGGAGUGGAGGGUCUUGAAAUAAAGAAAUGUGGGGUUUGGAUUCCUGUGACCUUUCUCCCAGAUGCUUUUGUUAUUAACGUUGGGGACAUCAUGGAGAUUCUAAGCAAUGGGGCCUACACCAGCAUAGAGCACAGGGCUUCAGUGAACAAAGAAAAGGAGAGGAUUUCUAUUGCCAUGUUCUUCAACCCCAAAUUUGAGGCAGAAAUUGGGCCGGUCAAACGUUUGACAAGUUCUGAAAACCCACCUUUGUUCAAAACCAUGUUGAUGGAAGAUUACUUCAAAGACUUCUUUUCCCGAAAUCUAGAUGGAAAAUCACACUUGGAGAAAAUGAGGGUUAAAAGUUUUAACUUAUAUAGUUAAAGA